AUGGCCUGCGAGGAGGAAUUCUACUGUGCGCUGCUUACGUUAUUCAACGACCUCAGUUCCAUUUUCGAUCCCAAUAUCGGUUCAUCAACCAUGUUUGAACUGGGUAUCGACGCAGUCCAGAUAGACCUAGAAAGAGAGACUGCAACUGGUGGCCAAUAUUUUCACCCAAUGUCUCUAGCUCAGUGGCAAGCGCUACCCCUUGAAUCAGUACUUAAGUUCUCCUUCAAGUGGCCACGCUCGCUCCCGAACCUAGCCGAUGCACAUGACAUUUCAGAUAGCAUUGAUCGUCGUCUCAACGCUUACAAUGAAGAAGAUGGAAACAAUGUGCAUGACGCUACCGCAUGGGAAGUUAUGUGCUUUGACGACGCACCUGAGGAAAGACUCGUCAAACUGACAGCAUUCGACUGUGAGAUGAGCCACCUGUUGGAGAUCCCUAAUCACCCGCAUCGAGCCUGUGUUUCUUGCCACGAAGUCCCAUACGCAACUGGGUUGCUACGAAACGAACUAAUGCUUCUGAUUGGCAUGAUGAUGAUUAGAAUGUUAAGGAAGGAAAAGGAUUUCGUUGACGAUCAUACUUUCCCGGUUCUAAUGGUCUCCAUUAAUGGAAGAGAGGCACGCCUUAUCCAAGCACACAUCGCACCAGAAGAGCAGCGUAUCAAGAUCCGUUACAGCCAGCUGUUCGAUUUCGACAAUUCUCCUCAAGAAGAAGUCUUGGAUCUGUUUGUACGAUGGUUGUUAAGCAAGCCUCUAUCCCCUGACACAACUUCCUCACAGAAUAAGGAUACCGUAGAGAUGCCUCCAGCCGCAACACUUGAGGUUGCUUUGCCUAUCACGCCAGCCCACCAGGCACCUUUGCCUCCAAGGACAGGUCGUGUCAGGGAGGAUCUUGUGGUGAGCCCAGUCACGAGAUCGCCACAGUCACUGGUCACAGCCAUGUAG
Molecule: messenger RNA, 939 nt
Organism: Endocarpon pusillum Z07020
Lineage: Eukaryota; Fungi; Ascomycota; Eurotiomycetes; Verrucariales; Verrucariaceae
Exons: 3
Coding region: 1-939 (312 amino acids)
Source: RefSeq, a predicted model, not a curated record